Messenger RNA from Oikopleura dioica, 363 nucleotides. Lineage: Eukaryota; Metazoa; Chordata; Appendicularia; Copelata; Oikopleuridae. The record is from the annotation of a GenBank genome assembly.
AUGGCUCGCGAAAAGAAGGCUAGAUCCGCUAUCAAGGACGUCAUCGCCCGGGAGUACACCAUCAACCUCCACAAGCGAAUCUUCAAAGUCGGAAACAAGCACCGAGCACCCAAGGCCAUCGACGCCAUUCGAAAGUUCGCCCGAAACGCCAUGGGCACGAAGGACGUCCGAAUCGACGCUCGAUUGAACAAGGCCGUCUGGGAGCACGGUGUCAAGAACGUCCAGUACCGAAUCCGAGUCCGACUUCACCGAAAGCGAAACGAGGACGAAGACUCCGCCAACAAGCUGUACACUCUUGUUUCCUACGUCCCUGUUGACACCUACAAGGGUCUCCAGACCAUGAACGUUGAUGCCACCGAAUAA